AUGUUGUCUGAUGCUGAGAAAAGGAAGCAAAUAAGUGUUAGAGGGAUUGCUCAGUUGGAAAAUGUGACAAAUCUUAAAUCUGACUUCAACAGACACCUGCAUUUUGAUGGUGUUAAAGAUAGGAACGUCGCAACGUCCCUCGAUUUCUAUCAAGCGUUAGCACGUACAGUUUGGGAUCAUCUUUGCUCUCGAUGGAUUCGAUCUCAGCAGUUUUACCAUAGAGAGGAUCCAAAGCGCAUAUACUAUUUGUCCUUAGAAUUUUACAUGGGACGCACUUUAACCAAUACAAUGCUGAAUGUAAAUAUUGCUGCUGCAGUAGAUGAGGCGAUGUACCAAUUGGGACUGGAUAUUGAGGAACUAGAGGAAAUGGAGUCUGAUGCUGGUCUUGGCAACGGUGGGUUAGGACGUCUAGCUGCCUGUUUCUUGGAUUCCAUGGCAACAUUAGGGUUGGCCGCUUAUGGAUAUGGCAUCCGUUAUGAUUAUGGCAUUUUUGAACAGUCUAUUCGUGAUGGCUGGCAGGUUGAAGAACCCGACGAGUGGUUACGCUUCGGAAACCCUUGGGAAAAAGGUAGACCAGAAUAUUGCUAUCCUGUCAAUUUUUACGGGCGUGUUGAAGAUGCUGGAAAUGGACGUAGACGAUGGGUUGAUGCUCAUCCAGUCUUUGCAAUGCCCUAUGACACCCCAGUUCCAGGGUAUAGAAAUAACACUUGCAAUACUCUUCGGCUGUGGUCUGCCAAAGCUCCAAAAAGUUUUGAUCUCGGUAUAUUUAAUAUGGGUGAUUACAUAAACGCUGUAUGUGCACGUAAUCAUGCGGAAAAUAUAUCCAGAGUUCUUUAUCCAAAUGACAAUUUCUUUGUUGGGAAGGAACUUCGCCUUCGUCAAGAGUAUUUCUUAGUUGCUGCCACUUUGCAGGAUAUAAUUCGGCGUUUUAGAAGUAAUGAUUCCCACCAUCGAUCUGACUUGGAAGGUUUAGAGUGGAAAAAAGCAUGGGAUAUAAGUUACCAUACAUUUGCGUAUACAAACCAUACAAUCUUACCUGAAGCAUUGGAACGUUGGCCUGUCACAUUAUUGGAGCAUAUAUUACCACGUCAUUUAGAAAUUAUCUAUCAAAUUAAUGCUGAGUUCUUAGAUAUUGUACGUGCGAAAUGGCCAAACGAUGAUGACCGUAUUCGUCGUAUGUCAUUGGUAGAAGAAGAAGGCGAAAAACGUAUUAAUAUGGCCUACUUGUGUAUUGUAGGAUCUCACACAGUUAAUGGAGUCGCAGCAAUACAUUCACACUUAUUGAAAACUCAAACUUUCAAAGAUUUCGCUGAAUUAUGGCCAAAUAAAUUUCAGAAUAAAACAAACGGUAUUACACCUCGUCGUUGGUUGCUAUUAUGUAAUCCAAAUUUGUCAGACUUAAUUAUGGAAGGAAUGAAUGGCAGUGAAUCAUGGAUUGUUAACCUUAACGAAAUCGCUCAGUUAAAAUCACGUGUAAAUGAUGUUAAUUUUCUACGUCAGUUGAUACGUAUCAAACGGGAAAACAAGGCUAAAUUUGCUUCUUAUCUGGAACAACAUUAUGGUGUAACAAUCAACCCGGCAUCUCUAUUUGAUAUCCAAGUCAAAAGAAUUCACGAGUACAAACGUCAACUAUUAAACUGCUUACAUGUCAUCACUUUGUACAAUCGUAUUAAAGCUAAUCCUGAAAUGCCAAUCUGUCCACGUACAGUUAUGAUUGGGGGUAAAGCUGCUCCAGGUUAUCAUAUGGCCAAACUUAUUAUCAAGUUGAUCAAUUCCGUAGGUAAAGUUGUCAAUAAUGAUCCAGUUGUACGUGGUAGAAUUAAACUUAUUUUCCUUGAAAAUUAUCGUGUAUCUUUGGCUGAAAAAAUAUUCCCUGCCGCUGAAUUGUCAGAACAAAUUUCUACAGCUGGUACAGAAGCGUCGGGUACCGGUAACAUGAAAUUUAUGCUUAAUGGAGCUAUGACUGUUGGUACUAUGGAUGGAGCGAACGUAGAGAUGUGUGAAGAAAUGGGUCGAGAGAAUAUGUUUGUAUUCGGUCUAACCGUAGAGCAAGUUGAUGCUCUUCACAAAGUUGGCUAUCAUCCACAAGAAUAUAUUGAAAAAGAACCAGAAUUGAAAUUAUGUCUGGAGCAAAUUCGGGAUGGCUUCUUCUCUCCGGAAAAUCCACAUCUAUUUAAAGAUAUAUAUAAUAGCUUAGCGUUUGAUGAUCGCUUCCUGCUAUGUGCAGAUUAUGCAAGUUAUAUACGUGUGCAACAAGAAGUUGAGGAAGCUUACAAAGAUGAACUAAGAUGGUCAAAAAUGAUGCUUAUGAAUAUUGCUUCUUCCGGGAAAUUUUCUUCUGAUCGUACUAUACGUGAAUAUGCUCGAGAUAUAUGGGGUGUUGAGCCAUCAACCAUUAAAUUACCACCUCCAUUUGAACCAGCUAUAGAAAAGAAAUAG
Schistosoma mattheei is the source of this 2439-nucleotide messenger RNA. The record is from the annotation of a GenBank genome assembly. Lineage: Eukaryota; Metazoa; Platyhelminthes; Trematoda; Strigeidida; Schistosomatidae.